This is a messenger RNA of Cucurbita maxima (winter squash), 1127 nucleotides long. RefSeq lists its product as uncharacterized. The record is from RefSeq and is a predicted model, not a curated record. The coding region runs from base 67 to 957 and encodes 296 amino acids. The transcript has 3 exons. NCBI's taxonomy places the organism in Eukaryota, Viridiplantae, Streptophyta, Magnoliopsida, Cucurbitales, Cucurbitaceae.
GCUUCAUUUCCCCCCUGCACCACAACAGAUCAAGUCCAGGAGUACACAAAAUCUGAACCAGAGGCCAUGGUGAAGCUCGCUUCCGCUAGGGAUUUCAGGGCGUAUGGCCCUAGGGCGGCCCGGAGCCGGGCGGAGUACAUAAACGCCGGCCUCUACUUGUUCGCUACUAUCCUUCUUCUCGGCGGAUUUGUGGCUCAGCUUUCGCGAGAGGCCAAAUCCGGUUUGGCCCUAAUUGUGCUCGCGGCUGCUCUAAUUUUGAUUGUUAAUGUGCACGAUCUCUUCGCGCAUCUCGCCGGAAUCGAUUACCGGUUGCCGCUGCUGGCCCAGUACGACGUCCAGCUUCUGUUUGUGGAAUUUUCUGUUCCAUUUCUUCAGGCGAUUGGAUCGUUGCUCUUGUCGUUGGGUACUCUGUUUCUUCUAAUUCAGGAACAAAAAGGACAUGAUUAUUACAAACUAGAAAAGCAUGUUUUGGAUAUGCUUAUUGCGGGUCCUGCCUUGUGGAUCCUUGGAUCAAUCCUCAACUCAUGCCAAAUCUACGAGAGAGCUGACGGUCAUGUUCAAAUCUUGCAACAGAGUGUCCACAUUCCGUUUUUAAUAGGAAGCUUGCUAUUCUUUGUUGCUGCAGUCCUCAAUGGCUUUGAGCAGGCCGGGUUAGCCCAUCGCGGACUCAAGCUUCUGGGCAAAAACUGGGUUUGGUUUGGCAUCUUUGGGAGCUUGUCACUCUUGUUAGGCGGAUUGGGAAACGUGCAUAAGGUGUUCAAGAUGCAGCAGUUUGAUGGAUUGCGACUUGAGAAGCUUCGAGGAGGGGCGAACGAGCGUCUUCUCGGAGAACGAGAAGGCAGGAUUCCCCUAAUCCUAGAGGAUCAGGGGCGGAGAAAACGACUCUCCGAUGAAGAAAAGGGAAGGCAAGCCUCUCCAACCCCUUAUAAAGAUGUCCUUGUAGGCCAAACUUCCUGAACUUAUGAUCUUAUUCUCUUUCCACUUCCAUAGCUGAUCCCUGCAACUGUACUUCAGGCCUGCAAAGUAACCUUUUGUUACAGAAUCCUGUGCAUGUUUAUUGUAGUCCACGGAGUGAAAACAUUGUUGAUACAUCUGAUUUCUGAUUUAGUAUAGUUGUUUCCAUUUGG